This is a messenger RNA of Pieris brassicae (large cabbage white), 5124 nucleotides long. Its product is annotated as nuclear pore complex protein Nup133-like. The coding region runs from base 85 to 3465 and encodes 1126 amino acids. Gene Ontology annotation, biological process: poly(A)+ mRNA export from nucleus; protein import into nucleus; transcription-dependent tethering of RNA polymerase II gene DNA at nuclear periphery. The record is from RefSeq and is a predicted model, not a curated record. Gene Ontology annotation, molecular function: protein binding; structural constituent of nuclear pore. Lineage: Eukaryota; Metazoa; Arthropoda; Insecta; Lepidoptera; Pieridae. Gene Ontology annotation, cellular component: nuclear pore outer ring. The transcript is spliced from 22 exons.
UAAUCCACAUUAGCGUCUGGCGGUUAAUUAAAUUUUCAUUUUACAAAUUAUUUAUUCAAGAAUAAAAUUCUCUAACGUUUUAUAAUGGAUUACAAUAGUACUGGUGGAAUGAGGAGUCCGUUCUCUCCAAGGGUGAGGCAAUCGUUAUCUGGAAGACGAGCCUUUGGAUUAUCAACAGUUAAAAAGAAUCAGAGCAAAUAUGACCGAACAUCGCAACCGCAAAUGGGUGACGUGAUUUAUCAGACAACACAUAGCACAGUAGAGACCUAUGGAAUGCCCCUCCCAGUGAUGGUUACUGAAGCUCUUACAUUUGGCAGUGGUGAUGUUAGUGUAGGCAUGUCUCCAUCUGGUUGGUGCUGGGUUGUAACUGGGCGUAGGGUUCUGGCCUGGCCUCAGGAGCUGACAGGUUCAUCAGGGCCAGUAGCUGCUCGUGAGCUCACUUUACCCCAAACUGACUUGGCACACAAAGCUGACCUUGUUUUUAUCUUCUAUGAAAAUGAUGAACAGACUGUACCUUCCUGUGUUGGGGUUUCACCUGAAGGAAUUGUUCGUUACUGGUCAUCAGUAGGGCAAGAGGGUGCAUACAGUGAAGUAAGCUGUGAACUGGCAGGGCAAGAAUGUGAUCGAUUAGUAUCAAGAGUAGAUGACACUGGUACCACUUUGGGAUCGUUACUUCUUGCAACUACAACUUGUACUUUAGUCAAGAUAUCUACUAAUAGAGAGGGUAGACCAACAGUGAGCUGUACCACUCUUAGGCCCCCAAGUGGCUGGCUUGGUGGUAUUGGACGACGUGUCUCACUACUAUUCUUUGGCUCAAUGCCAGCUCAUGCUGAUACAAAAUUAGUUGGUGUGGUCAUUCUUCCAAACUUGCCACCAAAUACUGAUGAAGAAGAGAGUGAUGAACUAAUAUGCAUGGUAGCAGGUGGACCACUUCUUCAAAUGUGGUGUGGUUCCGCGUUGCAUGAGCAUCAUUUACGUAGACCAUUACUGGAUGCAGCAGCUGGGGCCCAUUUGGCUCCACAUGGCGAGCCAAGUACUAUGGAGGUAACAGCAUUGGAUGUGCAGGCGGCAGGUGAUCAUACUUUACUACUUUUGGCAACCAUAUCUGCAGUCACACCGUCUCGACCUGCAGAUACUAGAUAUGCUCUGGCCCAAAUAAGAGUAGAACAUCCUGAUUCACCACAAGUGGUGAGUAUAUGCGCAGUUGGAGCCGGACGACAGGAAGAAGGAUCACCGCGUUGUCUGCCACUUGGUCUACGCGCGCUUCUCUAUACAUCGACCGCACUUGCGAUCGUGCCCGCAGAUACGUCAGUGGGCAACGAGAAGCCGGAACACGUAGAUGUGUCCGCAGAAGGCGACCGAGUGUUGGGUGUGGGAAGGGGCGGUAACGGGGCUUUGUUGGUCACUCGCAAGCACGGACUACUACGCCUCACCACCGCGUUUUCAACCCAUCAUGAGAUGCAUCAAGCUUUUACUAGCAGCCCAAUGGGUUCCCCCACUCCAUCUGACAUGUUCGAGGGAAACCUUACGCUUUAUGAGAUUGAUCCACAUGAGAUAGGUAUAACAACGUCAGAUGCAUGUGGCAAGCUCAAAGCCGCCUUCUUAUUCCAUAUACGACGCGAUGCAAACGCAGGCAAAAUUCUGGCUGAACUAUUCCCUCCGCGUGGGGCCACUCCUAAUGACGUAGACGCUCCUCUUGAUAGAACUGUCAUCGCGGUCGCUUCAGAAAUGCUGGAUGAUGUCCCUGCUGGAGAUCCUAGGUGGCGCAUCCUCACGGGGAGCAGCCGUGUGUCCCUGGGUUCAUCGGGCGCGCUACAAGCGUCCGGUCAGCUACGAGAUAAGCACCGUGCUCUUACACUUUAUAUAGAUUUCUUGCACGCCGCCGGCCUUUGGCGCCGUCUUGGAUACGUCAGCAAAGAGAGUGGAUGCGGAUGUGUGCGUAGCGUACGCGUGUUAUGUACGUUGGCGGAACGUCUCGCGGCCGCGCGUGCCUUGCAAAGGCUUCACAGUGCCGGAGCCACGCUCGUCGAUGCCGCGAUGCAGCAGGUUUCAUCAAACUGCGACGCAGAAGAAGAGCCGGAAGUGUGUGCGGCGCUAAGUGCAGGCGCACUCACGGCCGCUGAUGUAGUUCUGCGCCGCGUGACGCGUGUGAUGCGUGCGGUGAACGUAUUGGCCCGUUUGCCAGCGCCCGCGGUCGACGCGAAUGCGGCCGCAGCGCAUGCGCAUCACGCAUUGCGUGCUAUAACGACAAUACUUAACGAAAUGCAUAAAGUCCGGAGCCAAUGGACGAGCUGGUGCGAGGGAGAUACAGAUUGCGAGCCUUGCGCUGAUCUGCCUGUUCUGGUGCGAUACCAUACUACAGCUGUCACCGAAUCUGCACACAAUUGCCAAGACGGCAGUUCGCGCGCGCAGGUUCUGGAGGCAUCGGCCGUACUAGCCGACUUAUUACUAAUGGAUGCGCAGACGCUGCCUGAACACACCUAUCACCGGUUGCGAAAUGACCUUAUUCGCCCAUACAUUGCUGAAGGCGAAGUGGAUCGCGCUGCGGCCUUGGCCGAAAAGUUCAAAGCUUGGGAGUUAUUGGUGGAAAUGUGUAUUCGCAAACCUGACUCUGAAAGAUUGUACAACUACGUCGACAAGUAUGAACACGAGGGUAUAGCAGAGACAGCAUUUGCCUAUCUAGCAUCAGGAUGUGGGGCUGAUAGGGCUCAAUUGCUUCGAGGCUUGGGCGAGCGUCGUCCAGGUCGUCUUGCCCGAUGGUUGGCCGCAGCGCCCCAAAGACGGGAACUGCUUGCCGUUCACCAAUUAGCUCGAGCCCCGUUAAGUGAUGCUGCGAUCACACUACUGCAGAUGGCUAAGGAUGAACGGGACUCGGUUGAUAGGAUGGCGACAAUGGCAUCUCUUGCAAAGCUGUGUCUAGUAGCCAGUGACGAAAGCAAGGUCCAAUUGCGUGACAAAUUGCAGCAGUCAGAUACGAUAUUAAGUUUGGGAGCCCAACAUCGCGCCUUGCCCAGAGAUAUAAGACUCCACUAUGGCUUAGGAGAACACGAUAUGAAGAUAUCCGAUCCGGAAGAGUUGGUACAGAUGUAUGUUGAUGCGGAGAGCACGUCGCUAACAGAGUACGACUACAAAAAGGCCCUCGAUCUCACAGAUUUUGUAGAAGACCCAGAACUACGUGAAGAGCUUAAAAUAAAGAUAUGGUGUGCGUCCAUCAUGCGCGAGGACUGGUCGCACGUCAGCGUAGAGGACCCGCAACAGGCCGUACAAGGGACUCUUUUCUAUCGACUCAUAGACCUUCUUAAUAUAAUGGGCGCCGACGUCGAGAGUUUACUUCCCCCAUUGGAGCUGAUAUUGGAGCAGAAAGAAGUCUGUCGAUUGGCUCAAGACUCGCGUCUACACUAUCUCUUAAAGUAUACGUACGCCUGUCUCACUCAUCACGAUAACGACCAAAGUAUGGACCAGUAGCUUUAGGAAGGAAGAGGUCCUUGAUUAAAAGACUUACCACAUACGAUAUCUUCCUCAAUUCGCCUACGUCAAUACGAUAUUCACUGUGCGGAAAACUGGCAUGGCGAUUUGGCGUACUAAUAUCAUUCUGGGUACGGCUCAUUUCAUUUAUUGACAAAACUAAUACUGUUUUCAUUUGAAUAAUAAGUAUCAACGUGAUUACUCUCGAACUAUAAUGACGCAACACAUGAACAACAUGAAAACUAUAGAUACACGCACUUUAUCAACGUAUUCGUUCAUGUACGUGAACGUAGGCCGACGUUCACUGUUCACGUUUCCCAUACAAAAUAAUGGUCAUCUGUAGAGUCGGUAGUAUAGCUUAACGUGACAACGUCAUAACGAAACAUUCAUGAAAUGAUUGCAUACUUUUAUGAAUAAAAUUAAUACAACAAAGGUGUCAAUCUUCGAACGAAGGACAAUGGAGUGGAAGUGAGAACGGGACAAUUAGCGAUGCUUUUCAUGCGUGCAGAGGCGUUCAUAGAUUUAUUUGACGUAGUCACGUCAAAAUGUUUACUAAAUCAUUACUGUUCAUGUUGUUCCUGUGUGUGAUUGGUCAACAGACAGGUCUCGUGGUGGUCUGUAAUGAAAUGAAAGCGAAAAACGAAUGACUGAUCUGCUUGUAUUGGUAACUAUUCUAGGACCUAAAUAUAUUGCUUAUUAAGAAUUGUAUUAAAAAUGACUCGAUGUUUUAUAUAAUUUAUAGAAGUUAAGAGUUUUGACCGCAGGACAUAUUGUAACGCGUAAAUCCAAAUUAAAAAUAUUGUUUCGUGUUGGAAGCCUCGACACUUUUCUUUCAAUGGUCACAGGACUGUAUCUGUAUGGCAUUCGAGAUUCAAAACAAGCAAUGCUAACUGCAUGCAGUUAUUUAAAUAAAAAACAAAAUAAAAGUUUAGUAACAAUCUUUAAUCUGUUUGAGUAAUAAAUGUGAUUGAAUAUUUUUUUCCAUAUUUCAGCCACACGGCGUAAAUAAGUAAUUUUAAAUGACAGUUGUCAAAUAUUGACAUUCCUAUUCUUAGAAACGUGUGUGAUCAUAAUAAGCCCUACGAUUUUAUAUAAAUAAGGAUCGCCAGAUGCGAUUGCUUAAGUAGGAGAUAAUCAAUGUUUUAUGUGAAUCUUAUUGCUGGCAAGUAAGAUUUGUCAUUUUACAAAUAAAAAUCACGAUAAUAAUUGAUAAAUAAUCUAGAUAUAGGAGCGUCACAGAUUAAGCGCACACAUUUGCAAUUUCUGUCUCUGAUUUAAAUAACUUAAUAUCAUAUUUUUUACAUGAAAAUUAAUCUCAACUGUAUAUGUACCGGUUAAAUAUUCUUUAAGGUAUUAAGUCAGACAUUUCUAUUAAUUAAUGUUAAAUUAUCAAUGGUUUGGGUUUGGUUAAAGCCUAUUAAAUAUCUCGAUGAGACAAAUUUGAUUAAUUAUAGAACGCAGUCUAAUCAGUCAUACAUAUUUAUCAAAGAUCGACCUGGGAGUUUUUAAUGUUUUAGUCCAUAAAAGGUAUCUUGUGACGCAAUAAAAAUAUUCAACUCACCAUUCGAUGAUGUUCAGUCAGACUGAUUUAGAUGUAAAAUAAUAUGAAAUGUAAAUAUGUACGUAAGAAUAGUUAUAGAAUAAAUGUUUGAUUUUGAA